GUGGUUUAUUACUUAGAUGAAAAAGAAAGAAAUGGAAUGUGAAGAAAAAAAGACAAAAAAUGUUGGUUUUCUUUUUUAUAUAUAAAAUGUAGGAACAUACAUACACGCUACUAAAGAUAGGUUACAAAAUUAAUUUUUAAGGUUGGAGAAUCAGAUUAUGAGUAUUCAAUUUGGGGUCUCGAUCUGAGCCUCUCAAGGAGAAAGAAAAACAAAAGAAAAAGGAGAAAAAGGGGUUAGAGUAUAGUAGAUUUUGAUACUGUCUAUGAUUCUUUGGUUUUAAACGAUGGAGCAAUCUAUUUACCAACAGUCAUCUAAUGCUCCUAGAGGUUUUCGAAUUCAAGCUCCAUUGGUUGAUUCUGUAUCUUGCUAUUGUAAAGUGGAUUCUGGAUUAAAGACUGUUGCUGAAGCAAGAAAAUUUGUCCCUGGAUCAAAGCUUUGUGUGCAGCCUGAUAUCAAUCCCAAUGCUCACAAGACUAAAAACUUAUGCAGAGAGAGGACUCGAGUCCAGCCACCUCUCCUUCCUAGCCUUCCUGAUGAUCUUGCCAUUGCAUGUCUCAUUCGAGUUCCUCGUGCUGAACACCAAAAACUCCGUCUGGUUUGUAAGAGAUGGUAUCGCCUUUUGUCUGGGAACUUCUUUUAUUCUCUUAGGAAAAGUCUUGGAAUGGCAGAAGAGUGGGUCUAUGUCUUCAAGCGAGAUCGUGAUGGAAAGAUCUCAUGGAAUGCAUUUGACCCUAUACAUCAGCUGUGGCUGCCACUUCCUCCAGUUCCAAGGGAGUAUUCUGAGGCCCUUGGUUUUGGUUGUGCUGUACUAAGUGGUUGCCACCUGUACUUGUUUGGAGGAAAGGAUCCACUAAGGGGGUCAAUUAGGCGUGUUAUAUUCUAUAGUGCCCGGACAAACAGGUGGCACAGAGCUCCCGAUAUGCUUCGAAAACGGCAUUUCUUUGGUUCCUGUGUAAUAAAUAACUGCCUUUAUGUGGCUGGCGGGGAAUGCGAGGGAAGUCAAAGGACAUUACGAUCUGCUGAAGUUUAUGAUCCUAACAAGAACCGGUGGAGUUUUAUUCAAGAUAUGAGCACCGCUAUGGUACCUUUCGUUGGGGUAGUGUAUGAUGGAAAGUGGUUUCUAAAAGGGUCCCAUCAUGAGGUGAUGAGUGAAGCAUAUGAUCCUGAAACAAAUUCCUGGACACCAGUCAGUGAUGGGAUGGUUUCUGGUUGGCGCAAUCGUAGUAUCUCUUUAAAUGGUCGGCUCUAUGCCCUGGAUUGCCGUGAUGGGUGCAAGCUUACGGUGUAUGAUGGAGCCUCAGAUUCAUGGAACGAAUUUAUUGAUAGUAAGCUCCAUUUUGGGAGUUCUCGAGCCUUGGAAGCUGCUGCUCUUGUUCCUCUCAAUGGCAGGCUUUGUAUCAUCCGCAAUAAUAUGAGCAUAAGUUUGGUUGAUGUUUCCAGUCCGGAUAAAAAGGUUGAAAGCAAACCUCAUCUUUGGGAAAACAUUGCUGGCAGAGGUCAUUUCAGGACUCUUUUUACAAAUAUAUGGUCAAGUAUAGCAGGCCGAAGUGGUUUGAGAAGUCAUAUUGUUCACUGUCAGGUGCUACAAGCAUGAAAACGAGAACUAAAAAUUUAAUUAUUCAUGUGUAGAAAUUCCUGCAUUUGUUUAGAAUUGUCAUGCCAUGAUAGUCAGAUUUUGAAUGUUUAUUCGUUUACCGACAUUUUGGGGCUCAGCACCUCCUCAAUGGAAAAGCUGAAUAUACUCUGUGUUACCUUUCCUGAUGUUUAUUCUUGCUAUGGAGGUUGAUGUCAACGGUGACCCACCAAGGAGGGGAUAGACACCCUCAUUAAGAAUGUUCUGCUUGUUGUUGAACUGAAAGAAGUGAAACGAGAAAGGCGAGCAAGGGUGCCUUUGAGUAUUGAAGAACAGCUUGGAUGUUAUCCCAUGGUCCAUUUGCAGGUGAGGCGGUUCACUGUUGAUCUCGGCAAUAGAAUUAUGAGGUUAUUUCUUUACAUUUAUGAAGAGAGCUGAUACUUGUAAAUCUGGUCAUUUGGGCUUAGGACUUUCUUCUUGUGAGAUCUAUCUUUUGUAUUAUGUAAUCUUUGAUUUGCUUUGAGAUGUACAUGAUUUAUCUGAGAUGAGUUAAUAUAUAGUUGGAUCCUGCAUCUUGGUGGCUGUGAAUUUAUAUUUUGUUUACCAUGAUAAUUUAUAUAUGGUUGUGAUAAGCGACA
Molecule: messenger RNA, 2211 nt
Organism: Durio zibethinus
Lineage: Eukaryota; Viridiplantae; Streptophyta; Magnoliopsida; Malvales; Malvaceae
Product: F-box/kelch-repeat protein At1g55270-like
Molecular function (GO): protein binding
Source: RefSeq, a predicted model, not a curated record